Silurus meridionalis is the source of this 5312-nucleotide messenger RNA. RefSeq names its product RNA polymerase I subunit A (gene polr1a). The coding region runs from base 123 to 5198 and encodes 1691 amino acids. Gene Ontology annotation, biological process: DNA-templated transcription. Gene Ontology annotation, molecular function: DNA-directed RNA polymerase activity; DNA binding. NCBI's taxonomy places the organism in Eukaryota, Metazoa, Chordata, Actinopteri, Siluriformes, Siluridae. The record is from RefSeq and is a predicted model, not a curated record. Gene Ontology annotation, cellular component: RNA polymerase I complex. The transcript is spliced from 34 exons.
CCCACGUGCUGGAGUUCCCUUAGGUGUACCCAUGUGAAGUUAAAGCUAAGCUAAGGCGCUUAAGGAUGCGCUUCGGAGAAAGUGUGUAAUUGUGCAUUGAUUUUAAAAAGAGAAGAAGAAAAAUGCAUUUUUCCAAGGAGACGCCAUGGAGGAGGUUGGAGGGCAUGUCGUUUGGCUUGUACUCCUCCACGGAAAUAAGGAAGUUGAGUGUCAAAAGUGUCACCAAUCCUCUGCUCCUGGACAAUGUUGGUAACCCCGCACCUAACGGACUCUACGAUCUGUCACUGGGUCCAGCUGACCUUAAAGAAAUCUGCACCACCUGCAUGCAGAACUUCAACAACUGCCCAGGACACUUUGGCCAUGUUGACUUGCACCUGCCUGUCUACAACCCUUUUUUAUUUGAUAAAUUGUACAUGCUUGUAAGAGGUUCCUGCUUGUCCUGCCACAUGCUGACGUGUCCUAGAGCUGCCAUUCACCUGCUUCUCAACCAACUCAAAUUAUUAGAUGUAGGCGCAAUGAAAGAAGUCUACGAACUCCCAAUCGUCCUUAAUCAGUUGUUGGAAAGUAAUCCACAAGCAUCUGGGGCAGAAAUCCAAGAAGCGUUGGAGGAAUACAGUGGUCCUGUUAUAAAAGCCAACCACAGCAUUCAUUGUGCACCUAUCAAGCAUAUUUGUGAGAUGAAAGGCAGCCUCAUUACUGAAUUUUGGAGAGCUCAAAUGACAUCUAGAAAAUGCCCCAACUGCAGUGCAAGCAAGUCACAGAUACGUCGCGAGCACAACAGCAAACUGAUCAUCACUCAUUCAGGUGUCAAAGACGACGGCAAAACGGACAAAGAUGAUGCCCAUGUGGCAAAACGUGGAUAUCUUACUCCAAGCUUAGCUCGAGAUCAUAUCAUCAAAGUGUGGGAAAAAGAGGGUUUCUUUCUGAAACACUUGUUCUCUGGCCUGGCUGAGAACGGUUUCAGCCCAGAUAUGUUCUUCCUGGAAUUGCUAAUGGUUCCUCCAUCCAGGUACCGGCCUGUCAGUCGGCUUGGAGAUCAGAUGUUUACCAACGGCCAGACGGUGAACAUGCAGGCGGUGAUAAAGGACAACAUAAUCAUUCAGAAACUGCUUGCCCUCAUUGCAACUGAGAAAGAAAAGACAAUAGAGUGCACUCAGACAGAGAUAGAGGAGCCCAGUGAGACAAAAGAAGAAAGCAAGAUCGACCAGACGUUUUUAACCGGGCUGCCUGGACUCACCCUUACAGACAAACUGUAUAACAUCUGGAUACGCCUGCAGACUCACGUUAACAUCGUGUUCGACAGCGAUAUGGACAAGCUGAUGACCGAAAAGUUCCCCGGAAUCCGCCAGAUUUUGGAGAAGAAGGAGGGUCUGUUCAGGAAGCAUAUGAUGGGAAAGCGAGUGGACUUCGCUGCCCGAUCUGUCAUCUGUCCAGACAUGUACAUAGGAACCAAUGAGAUUGGAAUACCCAUGGUGUUUGCUACUAAGUUGACAUACCCACAGCCAGUGACUCCUUGGAAUGUGAAGCAGCUGCGGCAGGCUGUACUUAAUGGGCCUGAUGUGCAUCCAGGAGCUUCUAUGGUUAUCAACGAGGAUGGUUCACGGACCAUUCUCAGCCAUACCAACCCCACCCAGAGAGAGGCUAUUGCUAAGCAGCUGCUUACACCCAGCACCGGCCAGCACCGCAUACCCAUGAAGAUCGUUAAUCGGCACAUCAAAAAUGGCGAUGUGCUCCUGCUCAAUCGCCAGCCGACCCUACACAGACCAUCUAUCCAGGCUCAUUGUGCACGCAUCCUUCCUGGAGAGAAGGUUCUACGGCUGCAUUAUGCCAACUGCAAGGCCUACAAUGCCGAUUUCGAUGGUGAUGAGAUGAACGCCCAUUUCCCACAGAGUGAGCUGGGUAGGGCCGAGGCGUACACACUAGUCAGCACAGAUCAGCAGUACCUGGUACCUAAGGAUGGAACGCCGCUGGCUGGUCUAAUUCAGGACCACAUGGUGUCAGGGACCAGCAUGACCAUCCGUGAUUGCUUUUUUCAGCAAGAUCAGUACAUGGAGCUGGUCUAUAGAGGUCUAACUGAUAAAAGAGGCAGGGUCAAGCUGCUUCCUCCAGCUCUCAUCAAACCCCAAAAACUUUGGACUGGCAAACAGCUUGUGUCCACACUCCUGUUGAAUGUCAUCCCGGAGAACCACAUCCCCCUGAACCUGACAGGAAAGGCCAAGAUUCCCAGUAAGGCCUGGGUGAAGGAACCUCCUCGAUCUGUGCCAGGCUAUCAUCCAGACUCCAUGUGUGACUCUCAGGUGGUCAUUCGUAAUGGUGAGCUGCUAGUGGGUGUGCUGGAUAAAGCACACUAUGGGAGCUCUGCAUAUGGCCUGGUCCAUUGUUGCUAUGAGCUGUAUGGAGGAGAGACUAGUGGAAAGCUUCUAAGCUGCCUGGCUCGCCUUUUUACCGCCUACCUGCAGCUUUAUCGUGGCUUUACCAUGGGUGUAGAAGACAUUUUGGUAAAACCAGGAGCCAAUAAGCGAAGAAAGAAGCUCAUUAAAGAAUCGGUUAAUUGUGGGGUCAAGGCACUCGGAACAGCCUUUAAUAUACCUUCAGCUGCUGCCGAAAAUGAAGGCCGAGACCUCUGGCAAAAUGCCCAUCUGAACACCGAUCAGCGAGACUUCAACAUGGUCGACCUCAAAUUCAAAGAAGAGGUCAAUCAAGUCAACAACAACAUCAACAAGGUGUGCAUGCCAUUGGGUCUGCACCGUUCAUUUCCUGAAAACAACCUUCAGCUGAUGGUACAGUCUGGAGCCAAAGGUUCUACUGUCAAUACAAUGCAGAUCUCAUGUCUGCUGGGUCAGAUUGAGUUAGAGGGCCGCCGUCCUCCCCUGAUGCCUUCUGGGAAAUCGUUGCCUUGCUUCCAGCCUUAUGAGCCACAGCCUCGCUCUGGUGGCUUUGUGACUGGGAGGUUUUUGACCGGAAUAAAACCUCCUGAGUUUUUUUUCCACUGUAUGGCCGGUCGUGAAGGUCUGGUGGACACGGCUGUGAAGACCAGUCGUUCCGGCUAUCUGCAAAGGUGUGUGAUAAAGCACCUUGAGGGACUGGUGGUUCAGUAUGAUCUAACUGUGAGGGACAGUGAUGGAAGUGUGGUGCAGUUCCUUUACGGAGAGGACGGCCUGGACAUUCCCAAAACUCAGUUCUUGCAGUCUCGGCAAUUCCCAUUUAUCAAAGACAACUUUGAGGUUAUCAGAAAAUCUCAGUGCUUGGAUGAAGUGCUGGCUAAACUGGACCCGCAGGCGGCACACAGUCACUUUAAGGCCAUUAAGAAGUGGAAGGCUAAACACGCGCAUUCGUCUCCUAGAGAUGGCGCUUUCCUGUACUUCUCUCAGAAGAAACUGGGAAAGAUUAAGUCUCGGGCUGAAGGCCAGUCGGGAGAGUUCGUCAACGGAAGAGACAAUACUAUAGCGCAAUUGAUUGAGAAUUGGAACUCUAUGGAUGAAUCCAGCCGUUUCAGAUAUCUGAAGAAGACAACCCACUGCCCAGAUCCGUGUCUCGCUGUGUACCGGCCUGACAUCUGUUUCGGUUCCGUGUCGGAGACGUUUGAAUCCAUUAUCGAGUCCUACCUCAGCCAGUUCAAUAUCAAGCAGGAAUAUCGCACUUCAUCAGAAUCAGUUGAUGCUGAGAGAUUAAGACAUUUGCUACAUCUGAAGUGGCAGAGAGCGUUGUGUGACCCGGGAGAGGCUGUGGGACUGCUGGCGGCUCAGAGUAUCGGUGAACCCUCCACUCAGAUGACCCUCAACACCUUUCAUUUUGCAGGCAGAGGAGAGAUGAAUGUUACUCUGGGUAUUCCCAGGUUGCGUGAAAUUCUUAUGAUUGCUAGCUCCAAAAUCAAGACCCCCAUGAUGAGCAUUCCUGUUUUAAACAAAAAGAAAGCUUUGAAACGAGUGAAGACCCUGCAGAAGAAGCUCACACGUGUCUGUUUAUCAGAGGUGUUGCACAAAGUGGAUGUGGUGGAGACACUUCGCAUUGAAGGUAAAAAAGGCCACAAGAAGCGAAUCUUCACGGUCACGUUCCACUUCCUUCCUCCAGAGCAUUACCAGCAGGAUAAAUUGCUGUUGCCCCAGCAGAUCCUCCACUUCAUGGAAGACAGAUUCUUCUUUUUAAUGCUUGACGCCAUCAAGAAACUGAGCGCUAAGCUGGCCUCUAUAAAUUCAGUGGACUCGCGCAAGGCCACAUCAAAUGACAAGGAUAAAGAUGCAGAGGACUUCACUAACGGCGCAGACGAUGGAGAUGAGGAAGGGGAGGGCGGCAGAAUAAUGGAUGAUGAUGAAAACGAAGGGGAUGCAGAUGCCACUGAUGCCAAGAGGAAGCAGAAGCAAGAGGAGGAGGUUGACUAUGAGAGUGAGGAGGGGGAGAACAAUGAGGAUGAAGACCAAGAUGAGGGGACGGAGCAACCAGAGGAGAUGGCGUCAGGGGAACCAUCUGAGGAGGAGCAUGGCAACGGUCAACCCUCCAUCCAAGAAAAUGUGCUUGGAGUCACACUGGAGUCAAUGCGAGUAAACAAAGUGUUGCAGCUAAGCUCCAGCAUUGAGGACUACAAAUAUGAUCAGGAAAACGGCCUGUGGUGUGAGGUCACACUGGUGCUCCCGGUUAGCAAAGUGCACUUUGACCUGACUUCUCUGGUGGUUGCCCAAGCUCAGAAUGCGGUAAUAAUGGAAACGAAAGGUAUUACACGUUGUUUAUUGAACGAGGUGACUACUAAGCAGGGUGCUAAGGAACUGGUUCUGAACACUGAGGGCAUCAACAUGCAGGAGAUGUUCAAACACGGCGAUGUUCUUGAUCUUAAUCGUUUGUAUUCAAAUGAGAUCCAUGCCAUGGCCAACACGUACGGUAUAGAAGUGGCUCUGAGAGUCAUUGAGAAGGAGAUUAAAGACGUGUUUGCUGUUUAUGGUAUUGAAGUAGACCCACGGCAUCUCUCUCUAGUGGCUGAUUACAUGUGCUUCGAAGGCGUGUACAAACCGCUCAACCGCUUCGGCAUGCAAUCGAACAGCUCUCCGUUGCAACAGAUGACUUUUGAGACCAGCUAUAAGUUUUUGAAACAAGCUGCUAUGUUGGGGCUGUACGAUAAGUUAAAUUCACCCUCAGCUUGCUUAGUUGUGGGAAAACUUGUGAAAGGAGGAACUGGACUAUUUGACCUGAAGCAGCCUCUACAGUGACCCCUGAAUGGUGACCAGAGCUACAAACUGUUCAGCUUUAGUCAGGAGAAUAAAAAUCAAUGUUUAACUGUGGCCAAUAUUGUUCAGCAUAUUAAAUAUUUUUAUUUAAACCUA